UUUGGGUCAUAAAUGUAAACUGGUUCUGAAUUUGGUAUCUUGAAUUUUCGCGGUACCCUACUUCCCGGCGCCAUUUCCUAAUCGCAAGUUUCAUAGCCUUUACUCUCUAGCAUCCCUCUGCUGUAUUCUCAGUUUCUCACAGUUCCUCAAGGCACGGCGGAGAACCAGAACCGAGCUGUUUGCUGCCGAGACAAUUAGAAGUCUACUUCUCAGUCCUUCUAAUCCCUCUCAGGCUUGCCCACCUAGGCCCUUGAUAGUUUGUACCCCUUGUGCUGUAAUGUGCUUUUACACUUUCGACAACUAAAAUAUGAAUGCCUCAGUGGCAAGGAAAAAAAUUCAAAAGAAAUUUAAAAUUAGAGGGUACACACUCAAAGUUGAUGCUCUUGAAGAGAUCCUCUCCUUUGCCAAUCGUUUCCAAGGUGCUGAAGAUGAGGCCAUUGAUCUCCUCUUAGACCACCUUCAAUAUGAAUCACAGAAAGUGGGAGUGAAAUCUUCCAUAAUUGACAAGGAGCCAAUACGUCGUGUCAUAAGCAGUUUAUUAGAAGCUGAUGAUGCAGUUGAGCCAACCUCAAGUGACACAGUUUCUUCUCAUGCCACAAUUCGUGUGAUUGAUGCUUUCUUAGUCCCAAAAUUUCACUUUGAUCCCAUCAAGAAGCAAUUUUAUCAGCAUACUGGGGGGCUAUCCAUACAUGGUGGAUCUUCUGCCAAAUCUGCUCUUUACAAGGGUAGGUAUUUGUUGCUCUUCCAGAGAAUCUCUCACGAUCAGCAUUUUUCCAAACCUGCAUUUGAUACUGAAAUGUCACAUUAUGGAAACUGUGAGAUAGCUCCAAUUCAGUCUCUGGUUGGGCAAACAGGAAGACGAUGGGUCAUGGGUGUGAUAUCUCAAUUUGAGGAUGGCCAUUUCUACUUGGAAGAUCUUACUGCAUCAGUGGAAAUCAAUUUGUCUAAAGCAAAGAUAACUACAGGCUUUUUAUCGGAGAAUACAAUUGUUGUUGCAGAAGGUGAGAUGCUCUUGGAUGGUAUUUUUCAGGUAUUCACAUGUGGGUUUCCCCCAUUAGAGGACAGAGACAAGUCAUUGAAAUUACUUGGACAACAUGAUUUCUUUGGUGGUGGUACUUUAACAAAAGAGGAAACUCUAAGACUUGCAGAGCUGGAAAAGAAAGCUGUUAAUGCCAUGUUUGUCAUACUCUCAGACAUUUGGCUAGACAGUGAAGAGGCAAUGGGAAAGCUGGAGACUGUACUUGAUGGCUUUGAGAUUCAAGAAGUUGUUCCUUCUCUAUUUGUUUUCUUGGGGAAUUUUUGUUCUCAUCCAUGCAAUCUUUCCUUUCAUUCAUUUUCAAGUCUCAGAUUGCAGUUUGGAAAUCUAGGGAAAAUGAUUGCAGCACAUCCAAGGCUAAAAGAGCAUAGUAGGUUUCUAUUUAUUCCAGGUCCUGAUGAUGCAGGUCCAUCAACAGUAUUACCUAGGUGUGCUUUACCAAAGUAUCUAACAGAAGAGCUUCAGAAGUACAUUCCAAAUGCCAUAUUUUCGAGUAAUCCUUGCAGGGUCAAGUUCUACACACAAGAAAUUGUAUUUUUCCGAUAUGAUCUGCUGUAUAGGAUGCGUCGUUCAUGUUUGAUGCCCCCUUCUACAGAGGAGACUUCUGAUCCCUUUGAACAUCUGGUUGCUACCAUAACCCAUCAAAGUCAUCUCUGCCCACUUCCUCUUAUUGUUCAGCCUAUUAUCUGGAAUUAUGAUCAUUGUCUUCAUCUAUAUCCAUCUCCACAUACGAUUGUUUUGGGCGACAAGAGUGAGCAGAAGGCAUUCAAAUACACAGGAAUCACUUGUUUCAACCCUGGAUCCUUCUCAAAUGACAAUACUUUUGUAGCAUAUCGUCCUUGCACUCAAGAGGUCGAGUUUUCAGCCUUGUGAGUGUCAAAUACGUUAUGAUUUAUUUUUUAGCAAAUCAUAUGAUUCAAUCAUGUAAUUUUAGAACGCACCUUGUCUGAGCCAUUUAGUACAAGGUUCAUGGCAAAAGUGCUUGCUAAUUUACACCGUCAAUUGCUUGUAAAGCUUUCUAGCCAAUUGAUAUUUAGGUAAAAAUGACUUGCUUUUAUUUGGUGAAAUACAAUUUCUUCCUGGAAACUCACCCAGCUUAAGUGCAUGCUGCUUAGUUUGCACUUUUAAUAUGUUGCUAUGUAGUGAACAUCAUUAGGGUGUUAUUAUUGUUUACCACUAGCGUAAUAAAAUCAUAUUUAUCUUGCCUUAUUUAA
Molecule: messenger RNA, 2250 nt
Organism: Manihot esculenta (cassava)
Lineage: Eukaryota; Viridiplantae; Streptophyta; Magnoliopsida; Malpighiales; Euphorbiaceae
Product: DNA polymerase epsilon subunit B
Exons: 14
Coding region: 308-1909 (533 amino acids)
Biological process (GO): error-prone translesion synthesis; DNA-templated DNA replication
Cellular component (GO): epsilon DNA polymerase complex
Molecular function (GO): DNA binding
Source: RefSeq, a predicted model, not a curated record